Pogonomyrmex barbatus (red harvester ant) is the source of this 2346-nucleotide messenger RNA. RefSeq lists its product as uncharacterized. NCBI's taxonomy places the organism in Eukaryota, Metazoa, Arthropoda, Insecta, Hymenoptera, Formicidae. The record is from RefSeq and is a predicted model, not a curated record.
UCGGAGGUAUCGAUGUGCCCCUUUGUCUCGGUAAUGGCCCUUGACAAAUUUAGAUAUAUGAUAUAAUCCGAAUUGUCUUAUAUACAAAUUGUAUUUACUAUAAUGACUUACUAUAUGAUACGCGCCGUACGCGCGAAGAGGAAGAGACAGAUUUUAUUUACCAAAUAUCAGUUUUCUAAUAAAAGUCUUUUUGUGAAAGAAAAUAACUCAACGAGUACACAUCAUCACCUUGUCACUGUGAUGAAUCAUCUGACGUAAAUUGUUUCAUUUCAAAAUUUGCGCGCGUGUUGCCAUUUCGAGUAGAAUCGUCGUGCAAAUCAUCACGGGCUUUAACAUAAGAAGAUAGCAUAAUCGCAAAUAAUCGCGUUCGAUACGACAACUUCUCCUUCAUAACACGAUUUGUCAAACUUCUAUGAACAUGAAAUUCGAUUUCUUGAUUAACUCCAGGUUAAUGUGAUUAUGACAUCGACGUUUGCUUGCGCAAUGUACUGCAGGAGCUUUCACAGAGCCGCAAUAUGAAAAAUCGACUGUAUUGUAUCUUCGUUGUGCUUGAGAUAUUACAAUCGUCGAUUUGUUAUACGAAAAUUAUUAAUGAAACUUGCAGAACGAAACGAGAGGUAUCCAUUUCUGAAACAUCGCAAUCGGAAGAAGGCACUAACUACGCGAAAGGAAUUCAAGAAAUAAACUUGGGACACGCGGAUGAAGAAAAAAGCGAUGCUGAUCUCGAAGAGAACGAUACAUAUCAAGACAAUACGGAAGAGGAACGCAAGAUUUCGAGCCGAUCAAACGCUGAAAAAUCCAUUGAUCGUAAUAACGUAGCUAAAUAUUCCAACUUGCAACCCUCAAACGAAAGAUCAGACUAUAUAGAAGAGGCAGAUGAAGACGUGGCGAAACAACGUGAUAGAAACGAAGAAAAGAGCAAUCUUGUGCGCUUAUCCCGUAAUGUAAAUAGCGAUAAAUAUACCGAUCAGGAUGAUAGAUCGAGUCUAUAUGAUGACUAUGAAGCAAAAGACGUCGCGAAACGUGGCGUUCUAAACGGUGCAGAGGAUUACGAGGAAAUGAAGGACGACCCAUCGGGAAUGAUGGAAGACAUGGCUGCGGUGCAGGAGCGAGAAUCGAUAGAUGAACCCGAGAAGAGAGAAAUAUCGAAAGAUAAUCGGGUGAAAAGAGAUCAAGCGAUUUUAAAAGCGCUUGAUGAAUCCAAAACAAAUCCAGAUAAUUCAGCAACGUUGGAAGAGUCAAAGAUUGCGGCGAAAGAGCCUUAUUCGCCCGAGGUUUCUCGAAUCGAACCAGCAGAAAGUUUUAGCAAGACACCCAACGACGCGUCUGAGAUCAAAGAUAUCGGAUCGAAUAAAAUGAUCUCGAAGAAUGAUUCUUUCAAGACACAAGAACCAACGAGUCUGGUCGCUUCGCCGUCUCAAAGAGACGGGUCAAAUGCGGAAUAUGAGAAACGCGUGGAGGAAGAGAUUCAACGGAAAAUUGAUUCGCUCAAGGAGGAGAUCCAACGAGACAUAGAGGCACGACAACGAAUAAAAGACAUCGAGGAAAAUAAUAUCAAAUUUAACGAGCUACAGGAUGAGGAGUAUGAAGAUGAGGGAAGACAAAACUCCGAGAGUGAACCGAUUGAAAAGCGUCAGAUUAUAGUCAAAAAAUCCAUACAGGGAAUUGCCGAUAAUGCAGCCACUUCCAAAAUAAACGAAAAGCAUCGAUCUUUAAAAAGAGAACCGUAUAAAAAACGUUCUAACAAAAUUAAUAAGUUAGAUACAUCAAAAGAGAAUGAAAAUCUGAAAAGACGAUUUGUGGCCAAUCGCGACAAGUUUUCCGAUCGAAUUCCUUCGAACGAAUCUUUUAAAAAGAAACGGGAACAUAUCAGGCAAAUUUUUUUGAUGAAUAACGAUCAACAUCAGACAAAGAAGAGACAAUCAAGUAGCUAUAUAUCGUCAUCUAACGGAAAAGCCAUCAAAUCCGGAAAUGAAUUGUUUACGAAUCCCAAUUUAAAUUCUUUUCUCCAUACAGAUAAUAAAAUGUCUCAAGCAUAUUUGCCCACUAGCAGCGAAAAUGAAAAUAAUGAGAGAGAACAUCCUGCAGAACAUUCCGAUUCCUUAGUAUCUUUAACUGGAAGCUCACAGGAAUUAAAUUCACGUUUAGAGAAAGAGUACAGAGAGGCUUUUGGUGGAUUACAGAAUGAGCCCGGCAAUGCUUUAGCUAGAUUUAAAAGAAUCAAACGUGUGUUAGUAUCCUAAUGCAAAAAUUUGAAACUUCUCUCGAGAUGUAAAAUGGUAUAGAUAUUAUUUUUUCAUUCUUUUACAUAUAUGUACAUUCUUCAUGUACAACACACACAUACAC